Messenger RNA from Synchiropus splendidus (mandarinfish), 3139 nucleotides. It is a transcript of the gene fes, whose product is annotated as FES proto-oncogene, tyrosine kinase. The transcript has 18 exons. NCBI's taxonomy places the organism in Eukaryota, Metazoa, Chordata, Actinopteri, Syngnathiformes, Callionymidae. The record is from RefSeq and is a predicted model, not a curated record. Gene Ontology annotation, molecular function: non-membrane spanning protein tyrosine kinase activity; ATP binding. Gene Ontology annotation, biological process: peptidyl-tyrosine phosphorylation; regulation of mast cell degranulation; cell adhesion. Bases 68 to 2524 code for a protein of 818 amino acids.
AACUGUGCUCAGUAUCAGCGCUUCUCAGCUGUGAAGCAGGGGAGCAGUCUAAUCCAUCAGAAGACAAAUGGGCUUCGGGCAGGACCUGCGCUGCCCGCAGGGUCACGCUGCCCUCCUGAGACUGCUGGACUCAGAGCUUCAGCUGAUGGAAGUGAUGAAGAAGUGGAUGGGUCAGCGGGCCAAGAGCGAGCGAGAGUUCUCUCUUCAGCUGCAUCAGAUGGCGCUCAUGGUGGAGAAGCUGGACCGACCUCAGCCAGGUUCUGGACUGGACCAUAUCAGCCAGCUGAACAAGUCCUGGAGCGUCCUGGUGUCUCAGACAGACAGCCUCAGUCAGCUGAUGAAGAAGUCCUCAGAAGACCUGCUCAGUGGCCCUGUCAACAAGCUGGCGUUGCUCAUCAGAGACAAACAGCAGCUCCGGAAAACUUACGCAGAACAAUGGAGCCUGCUGAGGCAGGAGCUGAGUAAGGUGACCCAGGCAGAGCUAGACAGACUCAAAAACAGCUACAAAGUGGCAUCAAGAGAAGCGGCACAGGCCAAGAGGAGGUUCCACGAGGCCAUCCGAGACAAGGAUAGAGAUAAAGCCAAAGAGCGAUACGUGAAGGCCACAGUCAAGCUCCACGUGCUGCACAACGACUACGUGCUGGGUGUGCGAGCGGCUCAGGUCUACCACCACCACCACUUCAGUCUCCUCCAGCCGGCCCUGCAGGACGCACUGCAGACGCUGCAGCAGGAGAUGGUCCUGAUUCUGAAGGAGAUCCUGCAGGAGUACUUUGACAUCUCCUCGCUGCUCCAGCCCGAAGUGGUGCAGAUUCACAGAGAACUGUCUUGCGCCAUUUCCUCCAUCGAUCCCUGCAGUGAAUAUCUGAGCUUCAUCCAGCAGAACAGGUCCGUGGGCGAGGAUCCUGUUGCUGCAGACUUUGACACCAGUGUCCUGGACGAGUCCGAGUCACUCACUCGUGAAGUGGCCCUGAACGACCUGACUGUGGACUCGCUGCAGCACAAACUCACGGCGUUAGAGGAGCAGCUUCUGGUGCUGGCUGCCACUCUGGCGUCGCAGCAGUCCUCGCUGGAGCAGCUGGAGCUGGAGCUGGAUGGGGAGAGAGAGGGAGUGAAGAAAGGUCAGAGGCUCUAUCAGUUCAGCAAGAAGCACGCGCUGGAGGAAUGUCGGCAUCAGGUGGCGCUGUCUCAGGGCACCAAAGCCAAGCUGGAGGUGCAGAGGCUGAUUCUGAAGGAGAAGCUGGACCAGCUGGGCUUCAGGGAGCCGCCCUCGGCUCUGUAUCUGGACGGAGACACGCCGCCGCAGACGUCCAAGACAAGUAACAGUCCAGCGUCUGCCAAACUGCUCAUGGAGGGAAUCUUGAACAGUCGCAGUGCCUUGUUCAAAAACCCCAGGCCUGAGCAGGAGGCGGAGCUGCCUCUGGAGCAGCAGGGCUGGUACCAUGGCGCCAUCCCCAGGCCGGAGGUCCACCUCCUGCUGGAGCUGGACGGCGACUUCUUGGUGAGGAAGAGUCAAGAGAAGCCAGGAUUCGUGCUCUCUGUGCACUGGAGCGGCUCCUGCAAGCACUUCCUCAUUCAGAACGUAGAUGAUUUGUACUGCCUGGAUGGAGACCGCUUCCACAGCAUCCCGCAGCUCAUCCAUCAUCUGCUCUCUUCACGCCAGAACAUCACCAGGAAGUCUGACAUAGUUCUGAAGAAAGCCGUGCUGAAGGACAAGUGGGUCAUGGAUCACCAAGACGUCAUCUUGGGAAACCUCAUUGGACGGGGGAACUUCGGCGAGGUGUACAGUGGACGGCUGCGCUCCACUAACCUGCCCGUGGCUGUCAAGUCCUGCAAGGAGAACCUGGCGCCCGAACACAGGAGCAAGUUCCUGAUGGAGGCCAGGAUCCUGAAACAAUACGACCAUCCGAACAUUGUGAAGCUGAUCGGGGUGUGCACUCAGAAACAGCCGAUCUACAUCAUCAUGGAGCUGGUCCAAGGUGGGGAUUUUCUCUCCUUCCUGCGACAGGACGGAGACAGGCUCAAACCCAAGCAGCUGGUCAAAAUGACGGAAAAUGUAGCGGCCGGCAUGGAGUACCUGGAGAAGAAGAAGUGCAUCCACAGGGAUCUGGCUGCGAGGAACUGCCUGGUGGCGGAGCAGAGCGUGGUGAAGAUCAGCGACUUUGGAAUGUCCCGUCAGCAGGAGGACGGUGUCUACUCCACAGACGGAGGUCUCAGGCAGAUCCCCGUCAAGUGGACCGCACCGGAAGCGCUCAACUUCGGUCGGUACACUUCGGAGAGUGACGUGUGGAGCUUCGGGGUUCUCCUGUGGGAGACCUUCUCCCUGGGCAUGACCCCCUACCCCAACAUGAGCAACCAACAGGCUCGAGAUGAGGUGGAGAGAGGGUUCCGGAUGCUGCCUCCACGGACGUGUCCAGAAGAAGUCAGCCGGCUCAUGAGCAGCUGCUGGAAGUACGACCCGAUCGAUCGACCGUCGUUUAAAAAGAUUAGAAAUGAGCUCAUUUCUAUUUACAACAGGAUCACGUGACACAGGUCCGCCACCGGCCAACACCUCGGUUUCAGCAGUCCGUCAUAUCACGUGUGUGAUGACAAGAUGUUAUUGUGGUUUCAUGAAAUCAUUAUAAUGGAAACCUUACUUACAAGCUUUAUAAACCUUUAUUAUCUUAUUUGAAAACUAUUUUGGUCCAGUUCUUAGGUACCUUAAACAUUUUCAUAAUUAUACAUAUUAUAAAUAUUAUAACCAGUACAUGUUACUGCAUUAUUAUACAAUAUUAUUGCAUUGAUUUUAUCAAUUGAACUAUCCAUAGAAUUCGUUAUGAAGCACAUAAAAUGUCAAGGGUCUCGACAGUCAAAUUCAAAUAAUCUCAUUUGGACAGCAGGUGGCAGCACUGUGACGCAUGAGCAACACAGUAAACGCAGAAGAGAAUCAGCGGCUCCUGCAGUUCUUUGUCACACCACCAUCAUCGCACGGUAACUGCUUGCAUGACAAGGUGGACGGUCACAGUUUAGUUGGUACUUUCAAGCCUUAUCUGUUUAGUUCGUUGUGUUUUGUAAAUUAUUUGUCUUCGUUUUUAAUGUAUUUAUUGAUCUUUAAACGGGUUUUUGAGCUGACCUUUAUGCCAGGAUCUUAUUUUAUCUUUUC